This is a messenger RNA of Ostertagia ostertagi, 414 nucleotides long. NCBI's taxonomy places the organism in Eukaryota, Metazoa, Nematoda, Chromadorea, Rhabditida, Trichostrongylidae. The record is from the annotation of a GenBank genome assembly.
GGACCUAACACGAAUAUAAUGCCUCGAAGACGCAGAACCGAGGAACAGAUCAAGCACCUUGAGCCAACAGUGAAUCGUUUCGCUGAGGACACUUCUAUGUUGGGCUUCAGAUACCUGCACACCCGAUACAAAACGUGGUUCAGAAAUCCACUCACCACUCAACGCUCCUAUGAAUCACCACAGCACAUGCAGUUCCCUUCGAUUGGCAUUUGUAACAAGAUGCAAGUCAGAGCGUCAGCGUUGGCAAUGCAAGAGCCCGAACUCGUUCGACUUCUCUCUUUGAUCUACGACGAUGAUGGAAAUUCAUUGAAAAACGAAAGUCUUCUGGACUCAAUGCGGAUGUUUGACGAGGCUGAUGUGCUGGCAAUACAAAAAGCUGCUCAUCAGAAAGUGGACGAUCUUUUCCUGAGGUGA